AUAAUUUUAGGUCAUGUGGAUGCUGGUAAAAGUACAUUAAUGGGUCAUCUUUUAUUUCAACUGGGUUCGGUGAAUAAACGAACCAUGCAUAAAUACGAACAGGAAUCAAAGAAAAUUGGUAAAAGUUCGUUUGUUUAUGCCUGGGUUUUAGAUGAAACAGAGGAAGAAAGAUCUAGAGGAGUGACUAUGGAUGUAGCUCAGACUCGAUUUGAAACACCUAAAAAACUUGUGACGUUACUCGAUGCUCCGGGACAUAAAGAUUUUAUACCUAAUAUGAUAACAGGUGCUGCCCAGGCCGAUGUAGCUAUACUAGUGAUAAACGCUACACGAGGUGAAUUUGAGACAGGAUUUGAUACUGGAGGUCAAACUAGAGAACACGCUCUAUUAGCUAGAUCUUUAGGUGUAUCUCAGAUUAUCGUAGCAGUUAAUAAAAUGGAUACUGUAGAAUGGAGUGAAGAGAGAUAUAAACAUAUUAUAACAACGAUAGGACAGUUUUUAAAACAGGCUGGUUAUCGGGAGAGAGAUGUAUCGUUUAUACCUUGUAGUGGACUAGUGGGGGUUAAUUUAACAGAUUCUAUCAAAGAUCCUGCUUUAUCAGUCUGGUAUACUGGUCCAACUUUAAUCAAACAGAUAGAUGAGUUUAAAUGUUUAGACAGACCAAUAGAUAAACCAUUUAGACUGAAUGUUGGUGAUAUAUUUAAAAGUUUAAUGGGAGGGUUUACUAUAUCAGGUCGUAUUGGUGCUGGGUGUGUUCAGGCUGGAGAUAAAGUUUUAGUUUUACCUCAUGGUAGUAUGGCUAGUGUUAAAUCUGUAUUGAUAGAUGAAUAUUCAACUAAUGUGGGGUUUGCUGGAGAUAACGUCACUCUGUCUAUAGUUGGUGUUGAAAUGGCUCACAUUAAUAUUGGAAGUAUGUUAUGUGAUCCUCUCUCUCCGUCGAAGUGUGCCAUGAAAAUUCUGGCUAAGAUUGUGAUAUUUAAUUUAGAAGUUCCAAUAACUCGUGGUUUCCCAGUUGUGUUUCAUUAUUUAUCUGUUAACGAACCUGCUGUAAUUAAACGAUUAGUCAGUCAAUUAAACAAAUCAACUGGUGACAUCGUUAAAAAUAAACCCAAAUGCCUGGUGAAAAAUACAAGUGCUGUAGUAGAGAUAGAGUUUGAUAGACCAACAUGUUUAGAGUUAUAUAAAGAUUUUAAAGAUCUAGGAAGGUUCAUGUUACGUAAUAAUGGUCACACGAUAGCAGCCGGUCUGGUAGAGGAGGUAAGUAAUAUACUAUAA
This is a messenger RNA of Lottia gigantea (owl limpet), 1272 nucleotides long. RefSeq lists its product as hypothetical. The transcript has 9 exons. The record is from RefSeq and is a predicted model, not a curated record. The annotation marks the transcript as partial. Lineage: Eukaryota; Metazoa; Mollusca; Gastropoda; Lottiidae. Gene Ontology annotation, biological process: translation. Gene Ontology annotation, molecular function: GTPase activity; GTP binding.